Neurospora tetraspora is the source of this 1544-nucleotide messenger RNA. RefSeq names its product zeta toxin-domain-containing protein. The transcript has a single exon. The record is from RefSeq and is a predicted model, not a curated record. NCBI's taxonomy places the organism in Eukaryota, Fungi, Ascomycota, Sordariomycetes, Sordariales, Sordariaceae. The coding region runs from base 372 to 1424 and encodes 350 amino acids. Gene Ontology annotation, molecular function: kinase activity; ATP binding.
GGAAGACAUAAGGUGAGGUCGGAAUGAGUUGCCGAAUGUGAGACAUUCCUCCGCUUGGCUGCUUACUCCUCAAUGUUGCCAAACUUGAGCCUCAACGUUCCAUCGCGGCAAAUUCGUGGGGUAGAGACGAACGUCGUUCGAUCUUUCGGCUUUCAUUCGUGAGCUUCAACUCUCUGACGGCGCCGAUUCUUCAAGCUCAUCAGUUAUUCAUUUGUUAACACGUUUGGGUUUUGUCACUGCGGUUGGUCGAUAUCUCGUGAACCACUUCGAGGACUCGGGCUUUAAUCCUCCUGUCUAGUCAAUUCCUCCGAGUAUCAAUAUCCCUCCCUAGUCUAACUACCAAUCUCGACCUAAUUGCCCAAACAACCACAAUGGCAAAUACCUUCCCACCCUCCUGGACCCUCACCCCCUCCGCCCGCCUCGAAAUCUUCACCACCCAAAUCCUCCCCGCCGAACAACCCUACAUACCCGUCUCCCCUCCCUCCCCCCCUUCCCCAUCCACGUCCACGUCCACAACAGAAGCCACCACCACCACCACAACAACCACAACCACCCGACGCCGCCCCCUCGCCAUCCUAAUAGUCGGCCAAACCGGCGCCGGCAAGACCCGUCUCGCCCCGGCCCUCCUCAGCGCCAUGACCGCCUCCCACCCCUCCCACCGUCCCCCGGCCCACUUCAUAGCCGACACCUACAAGACCUACCACCCCCACUAUCUUGCCUGCCUCUCCCAGUUCCCCCCGGCUCAAGCCUCCGUCUUGGCGGGACUAGACGCCCGCUUAUGGCUGCAAAUGGCGUGCGAACACGCCGUCCAGCACCGGAUUGAUGUCUUGGUUGAGUCAGCGUGUCGACACCCGGAUGAUUUUUGCAGGCUUGCUGAGAUUUUUCAUAGGGGGGGUUAUGUAGCGAAGGUGGCAGUUUUGGCGGUGCCGGAGGGGCUGAGUCGGUUGGGGUGUUUGGUUAGGUAUUGGAAACGGCUGCCGGAGGCUGGGUCAAGGGGAUUACCCGUGAGGCUGACGCCGAGGAGGGUGCAUGAUGAGAGUUAUGAGGGGUUGAGGGAGGCGGCGAGGUGGGUGGAUGAGGGGGGGAUUGUGGAUGGGUGUGUGGUUGUUAGGAGGGGGGAGGGGGUGGCGUAUUGGAAUGAGAGGGUUGAACUUGAUGGAGAGAGGAAAUGGGCGAGGGAACCGGGGGCUUUGAAGGCGUUGGAGAUUGAGAGGGCUAGGAAGCUGUCGGAGGAGGAGAGGAGGAUUUUGGAGGAGGAUUUGGAGGUUUUGAGGAAGUUGGGGGAUCCGAAGGUGGAUCAAGAGCUUGAGGCGAUUCAGACGUUGGUGGAUGGGAUUGGAGUUGGGUUUACUGGGACCUUUCCGGAGUUGGAGCCUUUGGAUGCGGAUGAGUUUGUUAGAGGUAGGAGCGCUUUGGGGUGGUGAUGAUGCGUACGGCAGAGCGAAAUCAUCGGUGAGUAUGACUUCCUUGUCGCAAGGCUCCCAUCACAACUGAGCGCUGAAAAUGUCGUCCUCAGCACCGGUUAUUGAUCUUCACCUCUAGAC